Biomphalaria glabrata is the source of this 786-nucleotide messenger RNA. RefSeq names its product nematocyst expressed protein 4-like. Bases 104 to 526 code for a protein of 140 amino acids. The transcript has 6 exons. The record is from RefSeq and is a predicted model, not a curated record. NCBI's taxonomy places the organism in Eukaryota, Metazoa, Mollusca, Gastropoda, Planorbidae.
GAAAAACGGCAUGCAAUACGGAGAUGAUCUAGCAGACUUCCAUUAAAAUUAGGCCGACAUCAACUUGUCUAGGCUCCGGACUUAUAAACUUGAAAAUUUCAAAAUGACUGAUUUCCCUCAACCUCCACCUUACGAGAAGAUUCAACGGCACCCUCAUACUCAGCCAAGUGCUCCGCCGCGGCCACCUUCAACUAAAGCUCCACGACGCCCACCGUCAACGAAUGCACCAAGAUUUCCACCUCACAAUCCUCCUUAUCCACAAGCACCUUACCCUUAUAUUGUACCAUAUCAAGAUGGAUACCAUCCAUAUCCAGCUUAUUACCCACAACCAAUGUAUAUGCUCCAGCCACCAACAUCACAGCAACAGCAGUCGCAACAGACAAAUGUCAGUGUGACCUAUGGUCAACCAAGUACUCAAGUUGUUGUUGUGAAAGAACAAAUCAAUCACCUGCUCCAUUGUAUCAUCACCUUGUUCUUCCUACCUUGGAUCAUCAUUUGGAUCUGUGUGUGUAUUUGUGACAACUAAAGCUGGCUCUGGAGGAAACAAUUCAGUUUACGACUGUCACACAAGAUUUUGUACCAAUAUGUCAAUUGGCUGACUUAGUUCUAGAUACUAAUAUUUAUUAACAUUUUAUUUAAGGAAAUUAUUUGGUAAAGGGACAAAAUUCUUAUCUAAUUCUAUUGUAUACUACAUAGGUCUAGAAAAGAUUAGUGAACUGUCAUUGAUAUAAAUAUCAUAUAUAUUAUAUAUAUACAUAUACACACACACACAUAGGCGUAGCCAGG